Molecule: messenger RNA, 1248 nt
Organism: Cyanistes caeruleus (blue tit)
Lineage: Eukaryota; Metazoa; Chordata; Aves; Passeriformes; Paridae
Gene: CLP1
Product: cleavage factor polyribonucleotide kinase subunit 1
Biological process (GO): tRNA splicing, via endonucleolytic cleavage and ligation; mRNA 3'-end processing
Cellular component (GO): mRNA cleavage factor complex; nucleus
Molecular function (GO): polynucleotide 5'-hydroxyl-kinase activity
Source: RefSeq, a predicted model, not a curated record
ACGUUCGACGCGGGCGCCAAGGUGGCCGUGUUCACGUGGCACGGCUGUACCGUGCAGCUCAGCGGCCGCACCGAGGUGGCCUACGUGUCGCGGGACACGCCGAUGCUGCUGUACCUGAACACGCACACGGCGCUGGAGCAGAUGCGGCGCCAGGCCGAGCGGGAGGACGAGCGCGGGCCCCGCGUCAUGGUGGUGGGACCCACCGACGUGGGCAAGACCACCGUGUGCCGCCUACUGCUCAACUACGCCGUUCGCUUGGGCCGCCGGCCCACAUUCGUGGAGCUGGACGUGGGGCAGGGCUCGGUGUCCAUCCCCGGCACCAUGGGCGCGCUGUACAUCGAGCGCCCGGCCGACGUGGAGGAGGGCUUCUCCCUGCAGGCCCCCCUCGUUUACCACUUCGGCUCCACCACGCCCGGCACCAACAUCAAGCUCUACAACAAGAUCACAUCGUGCCUGGCCGACGUCUUCAACCAGCGCUGCGAGGUGAACCGGCGGGCGUCGGUGAGCGGCUGCGUCAUCAACACCUGCGGCUGGGUCAAGAGCUCGGGCUACCAGGCGCUGGUGCACGCCGCCUCCGCCUUUGAGGUGGACGUGGUGGUGGUGCUGGACCAGGAGCGCCUCUACAACGAGCUCAAGCGGGACCUGCCCCACUUUGUGCGCACCGUGCUGCUGCCCAAGUCCGGCGGCGUGGUGGAGCGCUCCAAAGACUUCCGCCGGGAAUGCCGGGACGAGCGCAUCCGCGAGUACUUCUACGGCUUCCGCGGAUGCUUCUACCCCCACGCCUUCGACGUCAAGUUCUCUGACGUCAAGAUCUACAAGGUGGGCGCGCCCACCAUCCCGGACUCGUGCCUGCCGCUGGGAAUGUCACAGGAGGACAACCAGCUGAAGCUGGUGCCGGUGACACCGGGGCGGGACAUGGUGCACCACUUGCUGAGCGUCAGCACCGCCGACAGCCCCGACGACAACAUCUCCGAGACCAGCGUAGCCGGCUUCAUCGUGGUCACCGGUGUGGACCUGGAGCGCCAGGUCUUCACCGUGCUGUCCCCGGCUCCACGCCCCCUCCCCAAGAACUUCCUGCUCAUCAUGGACAUUCGCUUCAUGGACCUCAAGUAGGGGAAGGGCGGGAUGUGCCCCCCACUUCCUCCUCCUCCUCCCUGUGCCCCCUUCCUUGUCUCCCCAGCGAGGUGCAGCACCCGCAUUUCGGUUUUAUACUUUUUGUACAGUUUGCUAUUAAAUCUGGAAGCUUUU